AUGACAUGGAUCCCCCACAUUCAGGAUGUAAAAAUACGGACAACAGCAAUUGCUAAGCAGAUGAGACUCUUCUACGGAUAUAAAUGGGGCCUUAACCCGCAUAUCCAAAAAGUACUCUAUACAACCGUAGUUGAGAAAAUAGUAACAUAUGCCGCCGCAGUAUGGGCACACCCAAUGCAAGGCAGGAAAGUCAGGCAUCUCAACACUAUCCAAAGACCCUUUGCAUUGGGAAUCACCAGAGCAUAUCGCACCACUUCAACUGAUGCCAUUAACGUGCUCGCCGGCCUCCUUCCUCUGCACAUUCGUGUCGAAGAAGAGGCAGCACGUCAACACGUCCUACAGCUCAAAAGAGCAGUCACUUUCGAUGAAGAGACUUACUACCCUGAAGACUAUGAAACGAAUGUCUGCCCACUCAACAUCCACCCAGCAGUGAAGGGCAAGGGAGUUUUUGUCACUAUUAAUCCUACUACAACCCAUCGUCCCGGAGAAUUUAUCAUGUACACAGACGGGUCAAGAAUAGAUGAAAAGGUAGGAUGCGCAUAUGUAGCCAUGACGCACGACACAGUAAACGAGCAAUGGAAAGGUCAACUCAGACAGAAUAACAGAGUCUUCCAGAGCGAAGCGGUAGCAAUCGCUAAAGCAAUUCGCUACCUGCACACACAUCAGCACAACCAUGCUACCAUCAAAACUGAUAGUCUAUCAUCGCUGUAUGCCAUAUGGAACCCGGACCACCCAUCAGACAUUAUACAGGGCAUACAAAAGAACCUCAGGGAAAACUUUCCUUAUCGCACGAAACUGGAAUGGAUCAUGCCGCCCACCAAGGCAAUGAGCUAG
Stegodyphus dumicola is the source of this 834-nucleotide messenger RNA. RefSeq lists its product as uncharacterized. The record is from RefSeq and is a predicted model, not a curated record. NCBI's taxonomy places the organism in Eukaryota, Metazoa, Arthropoda, Arachnida, Araneae, Eresidae.